GGGCGGACCUGAUUCCUCCCCUCUCUCUCUCUCUCCCCCUCCCAUCAUCAUCCCCACCACUACUACUGUACAACCGGACCCUCGGCGUCCCAGUAUUCCCGUUCCGCCUUGGUCCGUCGACGACCAUGCAUCCUCCGCGGGGCCCACCAACCACGCAUCGCUCAUCGUCCAUCGGAGCAUCCGUCCUUGUUUCUCUACUGUAGUCGCCGAGCGGAGAUCUCAUAUCCGCUCAUCUACCCCGCACACCCGGCGGGAUAUCGGCAUAAGCCUGCGAGCCUGCAGUCAGAGGUGCGGAUUGCGGAUUCUUGCAGGCAUUGCAGGGUAAAAACACAGCUAAAUUCCAACGUUGCCUCGACCUUGUUCGAUCACGGACACCCGUCUCUCGGGCUCGGUAUGUGUGGCGCCGAGGCCGAUGCCGAGGCCGAUACCGAGGCCGGCGCCGUGUCCUCCGCUGGUCUAGUCGAGUCGAAUCUCCCAACCUGGCUUUUCGCCGAGCAUGCCUCUCUCCCGCCUGGCAAUAGCCCAGACGCCAGCCCCACCCACCAUCAGCCUAUCGGUAUUUGGCCGACACCCAUCCGCCGCCGCCCCUUCCGCCGUCCUCUUCUGCCCUGCCCUCCGCACCCCGCGGGGCCCAUAUCUCUCGUCUCGUCUCGGCGACCGCCCGCCCGCGUCCGCGGACGUCUUCAGGGCAGCGGGCCCGGCGGAUCUAUUCCCACGCCGGAUAUCCAGUCCAGCUGGUUGUUGCAGCAACUGGGGCCGGGGCAGCGCGAUGGCAGGUGCCGACCGCGCCGACGCCGCGUCGAGAUCUAAACAUCAAGACGCGAGAUACGGCCGUGCGGUGGCGUUGUUGUACAGUACAGUACAUAGAUCUGGGAGAGGCAAGCGAGGUGGCGAGGCGAGAAGAGGAGAGGAGAGGAGAGGUAGCUCGGUUGUUGAUAUCGGGUGAAUGGAG
Cutaneotrichosporon oleaginosum is the source of this 952-nucleotide messenger RNA. RefSeq lists its product as uncharacterized. Lineage: Eukaryota; Fungi; Basidiomycota; Tremellomycetes; Trichosporonales; Trichosporonaceae. The record is from RefSeq and is a predicted model, not a curated record.